CGUUACUCUAUGGCGUCUUCGUCUUCCAGCUCAGUGCCCGCUUUCGCGGACAACGUUAUGUAUAGGCGACAAAUAAGCCACGCAAGCUGGACUUCAAGAAAUUCAGACUCUCCUUACCCGGGGGCUUCCUCGUCGCCAUUACUGCAACCAAGAUAUGACUUCCAUCCCAACCCCGCCGAGUGGGGCAUCGACUUUGGCGAAACGGACGACGACGAUUUACACAGAGCCGAAAAACCCAACCACAACGUCGAGUUUUCUGGUAACCCUUGGUCAAUACGUGGGCUCACCAACCUCGGCUGCCUGUUUAUACUAAUUGCGGGCAUUCUCACUCUUUUCAUCGGGUAUCCUGUCUUGUCGUUUCGAUCGACAGAAAUUGGCACAACUAGCUCGUUGGGGAACCUGGGAGGGAGAAACGGGACUGGUCAAGUUCCUGACAUAGGCAAUUGGGGGCUCAUCGACGCGGAAACGCCAGAGAUCGCCUACGUAGUGCCCUCAUGGAAUGGUGGGGAGGACAUGCAGCUGGUCGGUGGUUUUUUCCAAACUCAGCUCGAUCUCCCACACUCCGUUCAUCUCAGGUAUUCAGCGACGAAUUCAACACCGACGGCCGGACAUUCUACCCCGGGGACGAUCCAUACUGGGAAGCAGGCAAGUUGCUGCGCAUUUCGCUGUAGAAAUAAUGCCGACAUUCCCAUCCGGCAGUUGACUUGCACUAUUGGGCCACGAAUAACCUGGAGGCUAUGGUAUGACCCCGAAGCCGUCACCACCGCGAACGGCAAUCUCGUCAUCACGCUUUCUCAGAAAGAAACGCACAAUCUCUCGUACGAAGGGGGAAUGUUGUCGACCUGGAACAAGUUUUGCUUCACAGGCGGCUACAUCGAGACCAGUGUGCGACUACCAGGUCUGAACAACAUUCAAGGCUUGUGGCCCGCUGUCUGGACCAUGGGAAACUUGGGACGGGCCGGAUAUGGUGCUAGCUUGGAGGGCAUGUGGCCGUAUUCUUAUGGCAAGUUUUUAUACUCGUGUGAUGUUGGUACUGCACCGAAUCAGACUCACAACGGAGGCCCUUUUGCAGCGACGGUGAAUGGUGAUACAGGCCAUGAUGGAGAACUAUCUUGGCUACCAGGACAGCGUCUUUCGGCCUGUACGUGUCCAGACCAAGACAAUCUACAUCCAGGACCGAAACGCGGCAAUGGUUAUGUGGGCAGGGCCUCACCAGAAAUUGAUGUGUUCGAGGCUCAAAUUACUUCCAUCAACAAGGUCCUCAUACCACAAGUCAGCCAAAGCGCUCAAUGGGCUCCAUUCGAUGCUGCAUACCAGUGGUUAAACACGUCCGACUUCUUCAGCAUGACUGACCCCACAAUCUCCCAUAUUAAUUCCUUCAAAGGUAGCAUCACGCAAGAAGCGACAAGCAUUGUGACGAAUACUGCUCCUUUGUGCUACGAGGACAAUGGCAACUGCUUCUCUAUCUACGGCUUCGAAUACAGACCUGGCUUUGAUGAUGGCUACAUUACCUGGAUCGCGACCAACAAGGUUGCGUGGACCAUCAAGGGCGGAGCCGUAGGUUCAAAUCCACAAACACAAAUUGGCCCGCGACAGAUUUCCGGUGCGAACUUUUCUCCAGUUGUACUAUCUCCUCAUGCGACUGUAGCGGAACCUAUGUACUUAAUCGCAAAUCUUGGAAUGUCGUUCAACUUUGGCAAGGUUGAUCUGGAACACCUUCCCUUCCCUUGCCAUCUAGAAAUUGACUACAUUCGAGUCUAUCAACCUAAGAGUGCAAUCAACGUUGGAUGCUCACUUAUUCCAGCGAUCCUCCAGGAUACCCAACACAAACAUACAUCAACACGCAACUAUAUCCAAGCAUACACGAAUCCUAACCUAACAACAUGGAGAGACGACUUCGGCCAGCCUUUCCCAAAAUCUAGUUUUCUUGGCGAAUGCUAA
Messenger RNA from Mycena indigotica, 1941 nucleotides. RefSeq lists its product as uncharacterized. Gene Ontology annotation, cellular component: plasma membrane; endoplasmic reticulum membrane. The transcript has 25 exons. Gene Ontology annotation, biological process: fungal-type cell wall organization; (1->6)-beta-D-glucan biosynthetic process. Lineage: Eukaryota; Fungi; Basidiomycota; Agaricomycetes; Agaricales; Mycenaceae. Bases 10 to 1941 code for a protein of 643 amino acids. Gene Ontology annotation, molecular function: glucosidase activity. The record is from RefSeq and is a predicted model, not a curated record.